This is a messenger RNA of Oikopleura dioica, 786 nucleotides long. NCBI's taxonomy places the organism in Eukaryota, Metazoa, Chordata, Appendicularia, Copelata, Oikopleuridae. The record is from the annotation of a GenBank genome assembly.
AUGCCUCCGACCGAGGAGGAGAUGAUGGAGAAACAAAGAAAACCAGAGAAGAAGAAGCAGGAGAUUAGCUAUGGAGACGAUGUGGAAGCGAUGUGGGCGGACUUCGGAUAUGGCGCUGAAGAAGAACUCUUCGACGGCACAAAGACAAGAGGGAAAAAAGAGAAGCCUCAUGCAGAAGAAGACCGUGAACGAGCAAAGAGCAGGAUGAUUCAUAGAAGCCUCGAAAACUGUCGGUUUUGCUAUUCGAAUAAGAAACUCCGCGACUCAAUUUGCUGGGUUGGCCAACACGUGUACCUUGCUCUUACAGGCUCUGAACCGAUGGCAGAAGGCCACUGCAUCAUCGUUACAAAAGAACACUAUCGAAAUCUGCCGUCAUGCGAUGAGGAUGUCGCACGCGAGAUCCUCAACCUGCGAAGAAUGCUUACUGGGUAUUUCAAAGCAAAGAACGAUACAGAAUUUUCCAACGAUUUUUCCAGCAACUGGCUUAUGCGCCGCCGAGGAGAUCUAAUCGUCACAGCUACCGAUGGUCUGUUCGACAACGUCCCCGACGAAGUGCUUCUCCAGGAACUCUCGUAUCUUCCCCACGCCGAUCAAAUCCACACUCAAGAUCUGGAGCGCACGGCAAAGUGCCUGGCCUCGCGCGCGCACAAGAACGCGCUCAACAAGUCGUACGUUUCUCCCUCCGCGCUCGCCGCCAAAAGCGCUGGCUUCCACUACACCGGCGGCAAAAUGGACGACGUAACGGUCAUCGUAUCCGUUGUGUCUGACCUCGGCACUGAAGUGUAG